AUGGCCCCAUAUGAAGCCUUGUAUGGCCGCAAGUGUCGUAGUCCUCUUUGUUGGAGUGAUAUUGGUGAAUCUUGUGUUCUUGGCCCUGAAAUGAUCCAAGAUACUAUAGAACAAGUAAAACUGAUACAACAGAAAAUGAAAGCGGCACAAGAUAGACAGAAAAGUUAUGCUUAUAAAUACAGACGACAUGCAGAGUUUGAAGUCGGUGAGAAAGUACUCUUGAAAGUUUCUCCUAUAAAGGGAGUAAUGCGAUUCGGGAUGAAGGGAAAGUUAAGCCCUAAAUUCAUCGGACCGUAUAAGAUCCUAGAAAGGAUAGGUGAAGUUGCCUAUAGAUUGACAUUACCUCUAGAGAUAGCUCGAGUUCACAACGUUUUCCAUAUUUCUCAACUUCGUCGUUACAUUAGUGACCCCUCACAUGUACUCACACCUGAUGAAUUGCAACUAGAAGAUAACCUUUCAUAUGUUGAGGUCCCUAUGAAAAUUCUUGAUAGUAAAGUUCGAGCAACUCGGAAUGGAGAAGUUAAACUGGUGAAAGUAUUGUGGUCGAACCACAAGGACGAUGAACUUAGUUGGAAAUCCGAGGAUGCGAUGCGAGCUCAAUAUCCCCACCUAUUUCAAUAG
Beta vulgaris subsp. vulgaris (sugar beet) is the source of this 621-nucleotide messenger RNA. RefSeq lists its product as uncharacterized. The record is from RefSeq and is a predicted model, not a curated record. The transcript has a single exon. The coding region runs from base 1 to 621 and encodes 206 amino acids. Lineage: Eukaryota; Viridiplantae; Streptophyta; Magnoliopsida; Caryophyllales; Amaranthaceae.